AUGGGCCAUGGCGGUGACGGCCGGAGUCAUCGCAAACGAAAAAUCUUCAAGACCAUUCUCCUGUUCAUCCUGAGCCAAUGGCUCCUGGUCGGAAUGGGAAUUAUGUGCCUGCUGGCAUACUUGUUCCCGAACGUCGCGAGCCACGGAGGCAUCAUCCGGUCUGAGUACAGUGUUCUGUACGGUGCCGUGGCCGUCAUCUUCCUGAUCUCCGGGCUCAGCAUCCCCCGGCAGAAACUGGUCACCCACAUGUUCAACUGGCGACUCCACGUCCUCGUCCAGGUCACAUCAUUUAUCUUCGUCCCCGCCCUGAUGGUCGCGCUCGUCCACAUCAUCCUCGCUGGUGACCCCGCCGGCCAUAUCACUCGAGCCGUGUUGGCGGGCUAUAUUCUCACGGCCUGCAUCCCGACGACGAUCGCAUCAAACGUCGUCAUGACGCGGGCUGCUGGAGGCGACGAUGCCGCCGCUCUGGUCGAGGUGCUCGUCGCGAAUUUCCUCGGCCCGUUUGUCACCGCUGGCUGGACGGUGACCUUGCUCCCCAAGACGCAUGAAUUCGACCCAUGGCGGCAGGAAGGUGGCGAUCUCAGCAGUAUGUACAGAGAUGUCUUCAAACAGCUCGGUCUCAGCGCUCUCCUGCCGCUGAUUGUCGGACAGCUGAUCCGCUGGACCUGGUCCGAUCAGACGGUAUGGGUGAUGCAGAAGUUCUACGUCGGGAAGUUGAGCACAGUCUGUCUCUUGCUGUUGAUCUGGACGACAUUUUCAUCUGCCUUUGAAACCCACGCUCUCGAGUCUCUCACCACGCAGAGCAUCAUCUUCAUCGUCCUGUUCAACAUAGCUCUCUACCUCUUCCUCACCGCCGUGUGCUUCGUGAUCUCUCGGCCUCCACGAUUCCUACAUUUCCAUCCAUGGACCAGACGGGUCUUCCGCCCUGUGUCGCCCGAGGAAACGAUCGCGAUCUGCUUCUGCGGACCGGCCAAGACCACCGGAUUGGGAAUCCCCCUGCUCUACGCCAUGUGGACGCCUGUCGACCUCUUCACCAAGGCCCAGACGUCCGUCCCCGUCCUGCUUUACACGACGGAGCAGGUCUGCGUCGCCCAUUUCAUGGUCUAUGUGUUCCGUCGCUGGCACCGCCGGUUAAACCACCAGAAACGCGAUCUCGAAGAGAGCAUCGCGGAUGCGGAUGCGAAUGCUGAUGCUGAAAAUGGGAACGAGCAGCGGCGUCAAGACCAAACUACAACAACAACAACAGAUUCUUCGAACGGUGCUAACGAUGACAACAUUAAUAUGGCUGAUAAGAACGAUCACAUAUUGAUACAGGACUCGUCGGAGAAAGACGCUACAGGAGCA
This is a messenger RNA of Rasamsonia emersonii CBS 393.64, 1344 nucleotides long. RefSeq names its product Transmembrane protein. The transcript is spliced from 2 exons. The annotation marks the transcript as partial. The record is from RefSeq and is a predicted model, not a curated record. Gene Ontology annotation, cellular component: plasma membrane. Lineage: Eukaryota; Fungi; Ascomycota; Eurotiomycetes; Eurotiales; Trichocomaceae.